AUGACGUGCGUCUUCCUGGCCGCCUGCGCCGCGCACUUUCCCGUCGACGACCGCGCGUGGGUUGCCAAGGGCGAGCGGCACCCCGUCGUGGUCCUGAAGCGGGGCAAGGCGCGCUUGUUCCGAGAGGGCAACCCAAUCGUCUUCCCGGGCGCCAUCGACUCGAUCCUCGGCAACCAGCCGGCCCUGGGCGACCCGGUCGUGGUUGCCGACGGCAGCCGCAAACCCAUCGCGUGGGGCGUGUACAACCCCACGUCGCUGUACGCCGUGCGCGUGCUGCAGAGCGAAGCCGCCGCCGUGCGCUGCCCCGACGCCAUCCUCGACCCCGAGGCCGCCAUCAGGAACGCCGUGGCGUCGGCUGCGUCGCUGCGGGGCGUCCUUGGCCUCGGCGUGCAGGGCAGCGGCACCAGCGUGUUCCGUCUCAUCAACAGCGAGGGCGACGGGCUGUCGGGCUUGACCGCGGACGUCCUCGGCGACGUCGUCGUCGUGUCGUGCACCGCGGCGUGGCUCCAGCUGCGCCGCCCCGCCGUCGAGAGCGCGCUGCGUGCCGUUGCCGCCGGCGACGUCGUGUGGCGCACCAACCCCGACCUGCUGCGCCAGGAGGGGCUCGAGAUCGGCGCGGGGGAGAGCGAGGCCGAGCCGGGGAAGGUCGUGGAGGUCGAGGAGAACGGCGUGUUGUACGGCGCGGAGCCGUGGGGGCAGAAGUCUGGGUUCUACGCAGACCAGCGCGACAACCGCGCGGUGGUGCGGUCCCUCGCGCGCGGCCGCGAGGUGCUCGACGUGUGCUGCUACAGCGGCGGGUUCGCGCUGAGCGCGGCGCUCGGCGGCGCGGCGCGGGCCAAGGGCAUCGACAGCAGUGACCAGGCGAUAACGCUGGCGGCGAGCAACGCGGAGCGGAACGGCGUCGCGGACAGGUGCACGUUCGAGCGCGCGGAGGCGGCCGCGUACAUGGACGAGGCGUUCGAGCGCGGCGAGCAGUAUGACAUCGUGGUGUUGGACCCCCCCAAGCUAGCGCCCAACAGGAAGGCCCUCGACCGCGCGCGCGGGAAGUACGUGUCGCUGAACCGCAAGGCGAUGCGGCUCGUCCGCCCAGGCGGGCUGCUGAUGACGUGCUCGUGCUCGGGGGCCGUCGCGCAAGGCGAGGGCCUCGAGCCGAUGGUGCGCACCGCCGCGGAGAAAGAAGGCCGUUCCCUUGCGGUGCUGCGCGAGGCAGGGCCCGGACCCGACCACCCCGUCGACCCCUCCUACCCCGAAGGCCGCUACCUCAGCAACCUCCUCGUGCGCGUCCUCUAG
Molecule: messenger RNA, 1290 nt
Organism: Pedinophyceae sp. YPF-701
Lineage: Eukaryota; Viridiplantae; Chlorophyta; Pedinophyceae
Source: the annotation of a GenBank genome assembly